Messenger RNA from Cladocopium goreaui, 1173 nucleotides. The record is from the annotation of a GenBank genome assembly. Lineage: Eukaryota; Dinophyceae; Suessiales; Symbiodiniaceae.
AUGCGCCGACGGUUCGAAGUCGGUGCCAAUGUGGACAAGGAAGGCCAUGCCUGUUGCGACGUGAAGAAAUGGGUUCAACCAGAGAUCUUCGGCUCCAAAGCCUCUGCCACGGCCACCUUAAGUUCCACCGCCACCACAGCGCGCGAAUUUUCGCUGCGCCUGAGCUCCCCAGUGUGGCGCGCUUCCGGGGAUCUUGAGGUGUCCCGAAAAAAGCGGGAAGAAACGGCCUCCGGAUAUUCCAGCAUUUGCACCCAGGGCCUUUUUCGACUGGGUGGUGGUCUGAAUCAACUGGGCUCCUGGCGACUGGAUGCAGAUUGGUCGCUGAGGGAUUUGGACCCUAAAGGAGCUCCACAGCAUUAUCCAUCAAUGCAACUGCAACAAGAGCAACUGAGGUCAAUGAAGACCAGCCUGAAGUAUACCACCAGUCGAUAUGCGGAAGUAUUUUCUGGCCUCCUGAAUGCCAAAGUUGCAAUGGAGGUGGCUGGGCCACCGGGGAAUGUGUCAUUCCUGCGGGGCGAGGCAACAGUGAAAGCUGGAGUUCCUUUCAAUGCCCUGGGGAGACUCUGGCAAGGCCACCUUUCCAUGGGCUGCGGCUUGCUGUUGCCAGCAGCCAGAAGUUGCCUACAGGAUCGGUUCCAUCUGGGUGGUGCUUCCGGCACUUCCUCACUGAAAGGCUUCAAAGAGCGGGGAGCAGAGCCACGAGAGCUCUGCGCGCAAAGGACCUUGGAGCUUAAGGAAUCCGAUCGACACCAAGAUGCUCAGGGAGGUGAAGCAAUGGCCUCUCUCUUUACAGCAGUGUCCACUCCAUGCCACUUCUUGCGCUUAGAAGGUGCUCAACUUUUGGGUUUCCUGGGCUUCGGCGUUUUGCAGCGGUCCUUGCAUUCCCGAGGAGAAAUCGUUCGAGUGUCUGCCGGCUGUGGCAUCACUCUGCCGUUGGGGCCGGGGAGUUUGGAACUCACCUUUGCGCAGCCGUUGCGGAGCGGUGCAGCAGAUGUGUUGCAGAGGUGGCAACUUGGCCUCAGGCUUCAUAUCGAGGAUUAAAGUAUGAUUAAAGUGGGAGCUUGGAAGACUCUUGGAAGAUUGGCCAUGAUUUCCAUGCCAAGACCCAGGAACAAGUUGCGAACCGCUUGCUGAAAAGGGCACAUCGAUGAGACUCACGGUCGCCUGUGAAAA